Messenger RNA from Puntigrus tetrazona (Sumatra barb), 3076 nucleotides. RefSeq names its product myotonin-protein kinase-like. Gene Ontology annotation, cellular component: cytoskeleton; cytoplasm. The transcript has 15 exons. Bases 104 to 1906 code for a protein of 600 amino acids. Gene Ontology annotation, molecular function: protein serine/threonine kinase activity; ATP binding. The record is from RefSeq and is a predicted model, not a curated record. NCBI's taxonomy places the organism in Eukaryota, Metazoa, Chordata, Actinopteri, Cypriniformes, Cyprinidae. Gene Ontology annotation, biological process: actomyosin structure organization; peptidyl-threonine phosphorylation.
CGCCAAAAAAGGGCUGGAGCUGGAGAAACACACACACACACACACACACAGAGACAGACGGACACAAGGACUGAGCUUCAGGAAUCAUGGAGCAGGGCUGUGGAUGAGCCGGAUCUCCAGCAUGUCCACGGGCCCCGGGCCCCCAGGGGCCACUCACGUGAACGAGCCGGAUCCGAGCGCGGCGGGUCUCGCCAAGGGCCCCGUGGGCCUACAGACACUACUGGACCUGCUGGUGGGAGUUUAUCAGGAGUUCAGCUCCGACGCUCUGCUCAGAGAGAAACAUGUGCAGCACUUCCUACAGUGGGCGGAGCCUUUGGUCAGACAGGUGAAGAAGACUCGGAUAAGCAGGAAUGACUUUGACAUCUUGAAGGUGAUCGGCCGAGGAACCUUCAGCGAGGUGGCUCUGGCUCGUAUGCGUGACACACAGCAGGUCUGCGCUCUGAAGAUCAUGAACAAGUGGAACAUACUGAAGCGUGGAGAGACGGCGUGCUAUCAGGAGGAGCGAGAGGUUCUGCUCAAAGGAGACCGGCGCUGGAUCACUGAACUACAUUACGCUUUCCAGGACGACGAUUACCUCUAUCUGGUCAUGGAUUACUAUGUCGGUGGAGAUCUGCUGACGUUGCUGAGUAAGUUUGGUGAUCGGAUCCCGGAGGACAUGGCUCAGUUCUACCUGGCCGAGAUGGUGACGGCUAUCGAUUCAGUCCACAGACUCGGUUACGUGCACAGAGACAUCAAGCCUGACAACAUUCUCCUGACGGCAGAAGGUCACGCUCGGUUGGGGGAUUUUGGCUCCUGCCUGCGUCUGGAGGAUGACGGCCUGGUCCACUCGUCUCUGGCCGUGGGGACUCCAGACUAUCUGUCUCCAGAGAUCCUGCGGGCGGUGGAGGCGGGCGGAGGCUACGGCUCUGAGUGUGAUUGGUGGGCUCUGGGCGUCUGCGCCUACGAGAUGCUGCUGGGAACCACACCCUUCUACGCCGAGUCCAUCUCCGAGACCUACGCCAAGAUUAUACACUUCAAGGAUUAUUUUGACUUUCCUCCGGGGUCGGAGGUGUCCGAGGAGGCACGGUCCCUCAUCAGCGCUCUGAUCUGUGACAGGAGCGAGAGGCUGGGCUCACGGGGCUCCGGGGACUUCAGAAAACACCCGUUCUUCACAGGUUUGGACUGGAGUUCCCUUCAUCUCCUCCCUCCUCCGUACCGUCCCGAUGUCUCCGACGCCACAGACACCUCCAACUUCGACGUGCUGGACGACUGCCUGAGCCACACGGAGAGCCUGAGCGAGGCGACGGAGCGAGCGCCGGUCGGGCUUCAUCUGGCGUUUGUGGGAUACUCUUACACAGCCACCAGAGAGACGGGAGCGCUGGACCGCAGCAGACACAUCAUGAUGGAGAUCAACCAGCAGCAGGAGAGAGAUCUGCUCCACCUGCAGGAAAAACUGCAGUCUGAAUCAGAUGUCGGUGUGAACGAGCUGCAGAAUCAGGUGUGGCAGCUCAGAGAAUCCGUCACCGCUGAGCUGAUGUCACUUCCUGAACUUCCUGCUGAGCCAGAGACGGAGCAGAGGGACACACACGCUUAUGAGCUGCAGCGGCGUCUGCACAAGGCCGAGCACAGGAACAAAGAGCUUGAGCAGGAGAUGACCGAACUGAGAGAAGAGAUCCUCAGACUGACCGCCGGCAGAAACCAAGAGCUGUGUGUGUGUCGGUGUCUGGGCAGUCAGGACUCCGUGUGGGACAGCUCCGUGACGCCCCCUGCCUGCCAUUACCCGCUAGUGACGGCCCUGCACCGACACCUGGUGCUCUUCAACAGGGUGCGCAGGCCUCAGGUGAGGAGUGAGUCGUAUCUGCUGGUCUGCGCUGAAGGGACUGAACUACAGCUGUGGGAGCGACACGGCAGCGCCGAUCUGUGCUGAAGAGCACUAGAGAGUCGCAGUCUGAUCUCUUCUUCUCCGCUCUUCAGUUCUAUAAAGCCUUUCAGCAUCACGGGCACACAAUUGAAAUCACUAGGAUUCCUGCGUCUCUUCAGAAAAGCUCACAGCCAGGACUCUGAUUCACGUUUACAAGCGUUUCAGCUCCAUAUUCCGAUUGCGCUCAUAUUCUGAAUAUGCCGUUUAUAUACAGAAAUAUGGUUGUUUCAGGUCUGCUGAUCUACACGUGUUAUAACACAAGAGAGUCCAGAUGCUGCCGCCGGUUCUGCAGUGUGUGCUCAGUUAUUAUUUUUAUUAAAACUUAAACACGGUUUAAUUAGAGACCCUUCGAAAAGUCCUAAAACUCUGACUCGAACUGGAAAGAGUUGUUCUUAUUUGAUUGCCACUUCACAAAUCAGUUUCCAUUCCUUAACAUCUAUGGCUAAUUAUCAUCACCCAUAAUUCUGUGCAGUCUGAGCAUGUGACUCUCCUUUCAGGUGAUUUUCUGAAUGAGGUGUUUACAUGCAGCUCUUUUCUCUGAAAACCACCUCAUCCCUGAAGAACGAGUCAGAGGACAACGAUACAGAGUCUAGGUCAAAACGAUCAGAUUUUCUUUUAGCCCAGAAUGUUUCAUGAAGAUAUUUAGUAAAUUUCUUAAGGUAAACAUAUAAAAUCUUCAUUUUAUAUUAGUGAUAUGCAUCGCUAAGAACUUCAUUUGCACAGCUUGAAAAGUGGUUUGCAUUUAGAUCGUUCUGCACAUCCAGAUUUUCACAUCGUUGUAUCUCAGACAAAUAUUAUCCGAUCAUAACAAACCAGACAUCAGUGGAAAGAUGAUUUAUUCAGCUCUUAUGAUUGGUUUGGAGGUGAUUGGAUGUGCUGUUUAAUAUAUAUGAGUCUAUACUAAUCUGAAUAUUGCCAAAUUCUGAUUAAUAUCAGAAUAUUGAGGUGCAUGGCUGUAAAAGAAGAAGUGAUUCAGAAUCUGAAGUGUCCGACCUGUCCUGUCUGUUUAUGGGAAUCUGCUCUGAGAAUCAUCUAGUUUUAUUCACACUUGUUAGUGCUCAGCUAUCAUAUACUACAGCAUUAUUUUGUACAAAACAAGAAAUUAAGUUGUUUUAACAUUAAAAACUAUUUAAGAGUGAGAAACUUAAAAAUAAAGUUGGCUUAUUUAUUUAACGC